Molecule: messenger RNA, 2338 nt
Organism: Cylicocyclus nassatus
Lineage: Eukaryota; Metazoa; Nematoda; Chromadorea; Rhabditida; Strongylidae
Source: the annotation of a GenBank genome assembly
GCCCUAACUCAGCGUCUAGAGGCACUUGGCAAAUAAAGAGACAGUUUUGGAAUCAGCGUUUCAUGCUCUUCAGGUCAUCCUACUGAUCCAUGAGGCUUUGAGCAGUAUUGCUCGCUAGGAAUUCAAGCACUAUGACUGGCCUCACAAUGGACUCGGCGAUGCGCCGAUUUCAAGAUAUCCAUAGCAUGUCGCAAGAGGCGAUUGAGACAAUUUCUCUCUGGGUCAUGCAUUACAAGGACAAAAAGUCUAUCGAUAUAAUCGUUGAAGCAUGGCUUGAAAGUUUCAAAAUCGCCAAGAAGGACGAGCAGCGCAUCGCAUUAUUCUACGUAAUGAACGAUGUUGUUCAACGAGCCAAAAACAAGCAUAUGGAUGUACUUAUUCCUGCAUUUCAACCUGCAGUACUUAGCGCUGUCACGAUGGGGAAAGGUUCACCAAGUGUCAAGCAAGUGAUGAGUCGAUGUAUCGAUAUUUUUGGUGAACGUCAAGUCUUUACGGAAGCUAGUGUUAAUGUCAUGAAGAAUAUGCUGCAGUCUGAAGAGAAUGGAGAAGGGGAUGAAAGUUUUGCUGAGUUAGACGCGGAAGAAGUUUACAGGAAAAUCGAACUUUUCGAACGCGGACGGCUCAUUGUCAACCGUGGCAUGGAAGUGAUUAGAAAUGGCGAUUUCGACUGCAGGGCGCUGAUGAAAGAGCGUAUGAGAGACCGGACUGUAGCUGCACAGCUAGUGAUGGAAACUCAGCAGGUUCUUAGUCAGAUAACAUCCUUCCGUCAUUCUAUGGAGGAGCAAAAACGGAAAAUGCUGCAACUUAUCGAGACCUUGGAGCUAGCCAAACGAAAUUUUUCUCAUCAAUUGAAGGACGUUACUGUAGUAGAAGAUGCAUAUCAGAAGUACUUCCAAGGGAUUCAAGAAGUACAUGCCGAUCUGCUUGAGAUGGAAAAGUCCGGAGUCUAUCCUGCCGCGACUCCUCCUCGAGAUGCUCCCUCUCCGACAGCGAACGAUGACAUAUACGCUACUGGAGUUGAGAAUGCACUGCAAAAUUUCCGUUCAACGGGAGCUCGAGACAAUUUGGAAUCAGCAGAUAUGGAGCUGGAUGAUGAUUCGGCUCCCAUCGACGUAGGUGGUACAUCUCCCUUGACCGGCAGUCUUCCACCGCCUCCUGCUCCUCCCGUCGUACUUGAAGCUCACCCACCUGGUACUGGUCAUCAAGCACAUGCGACAUCCAAUGGAAACGCUGGUGUUCUUCCUUCCACUUCCACAGCUCCGUCAUUCCAGUUACCCCAAGGCUUUGGAACUGCGCAGGCAGCCUUUGCUCCUCUAGCGAACAUGUCAGUACCACCUCCGAAUUCUAGCCAGCCACCUCCAGGCUAUCCUCCAGCUGUUUCUCAGCCGCCUUCGAAUCUUGUGUUACCUCCCUCGCUCACCUCCCAACCUCCUCCUAACAUCCAAGCUCUCCUGAAAUCUAUACCCAGCCUUCAAACUAUACAACAAGCUACUGCUGCAGCGGCAGCAGCUGCCGCAGCGUCUACUAAAACGCAGAAUGCAUCACCCAAUUUUCCUCCCCCCAUGCCACAAAGAUUUGGGGAUGUGGAUGAGCGAAUGAAACCGCCUGUUCUCCAACCAGCUUCUCAUGCUGCUGGCCCUACAUCAAAUUACCAUCAAGUGCAGCAACCUCCCCCGGCUCCUCUAGCUUCUGCAUCUUUAGCUCCUGCUCCUCUAGCUCCUGUUCCUAAUUAUCAUCAACAACAACCGAUCCCCCGUCAACCUCCUUAUGCUGAGGAAGGGCCUUCGCAUAUAGAUUACCAGAAAUCUGGCUCUGCUGACUAUGAGCAGUAUAAUGGCGAAGAACAUUUCAAAGCAAUGCGUUCCCGUCUCAUAAUCGGGGCAGACCGCGCGGUGGAAAUUUUUAUCGAGGAAGAGGUGAACACUGGCGAAAACCAAACGAUUUUCGUGGGGGACGUUUUGGAGGAUCUAGAGGAGGUGGAUUCAAUCGCGGACGAGGAAACUAUCAUGGCGGUGGUGGAUAUCAGGGUGGCAGUUUCCAAAGAGGACGUGGACGAGGGAGUUGGGGUCGAGAUGAUCAUUAGAUUAUGUGCAGAAGUCAGUUUCAGAUCAUUAGCGGGUCGCAUUCUCACAAUCCUUAGGUCUCUCAUCUUUGUACAACUUUGUAGCGCUAUUUGAAAACGCACUUUUGCGGUUAUUGUAUUGUAUGCAUUUGUUUGUUUAAGCUUGUUUAAGAAUUGUAUCUGUUACAAUAAUUUUAAGAGAUGUCGAUAUAAGAAUGAUAUUGCAACUGUAUCGCUCUUUGAGUGUCGAACAUUCCACGCCUAUAAAAGAUCUUA